UUAGAAAAAAAGAAAAAACAACCGACCAAGAAAAGAACCUCCUUUUCCACAAAGGAAAAAGAGAGGACGGAGGGGGAGUAGUUUGGUUCCUCGGAAUCUCUCUCUCUCUCUCUCUCUCCCCCCCCUCUUUCUCUUCUGUAUGUUCUUGUAAAACUUUCCCGAGAAAACACCAGAAAAGCAAACGGAAAGCGAAGAAAAUUAAUUUUGGGAAGAGAAAAGAAGAAAAGGAAAAGGAAAAGAACUCUGAAAUUUCAUUAGAGCUUUUAUUAAAUUAGAAAAAAAUCGUAAAUUUCUGGGGUAUUAUGGAGUUGGAUGGUUUCGGGUGUGUGUCAUCAUCUGAUGGGUUGGACGAGGAUGAGAUCCGUCAUCACCAUCCUCAUCAUCACCACCAUCAAUUUUCUUCAUCAAAGCCUCACAACGCCACCGCCAAUAACAAUAAUAAUAAUAAUAAUAGCGUCAAUAAUGUCGUCGGUUCAACUGCAAUCGCUCCAGCCACCAAUGUUCAUGAGUUACUAGAAUGCCCUGUAUGCACCAAUUCCAUGUACCCACCAAUCCACCAGUGUCAUAAUGGGCACACACUUUGUUCCACCUGUAAAACAAGGGUACACAAUAGGUGCCCCACUUGUCGACAGGAGCUCGGAGAUAUUAGGUGUUUAGCACUAGAGAAGGUGGCUGAGUCACUUGAAUUACCAUGCAAAUAUUGUAGCUUGGGUUGUCCGGAGAUAUUUCCAUAUUACAGUAAACUUAAGCAUGAGGUAGUUUGCAACUUCAGGCCAUAUAAUUGUCCAUAUGCUGGAUCAGAAUGCUCUACUGUUGGAGAUAUUCCUUUCCUAGUUUCUCACUUGAGGGACGAUCACAAGGUGGACAUGCACACAGGAUGCACUUUCAAUCAUCGUUAUGUGAAGUCAAAUCCCCGUGAGGUGGAGAACGCAACUUGGAUGCUGACGGUGUUUCAUUGUUUUGGCCAAUACUUCUGCCUGCACUUUGAAGCGUUCCAGCUUGGCAUGGCCCCUGUUUACAUGGCAUUCCUUCGUUUCAUGGGUGAUGAGACAGAGGCUCGUAGUUAUAGCUAUAGCCUUGAGGUUGGAGCCAAUGGCAGGAAACUCAUUUGGGAGGGUUCUCCAAGAAGCAUCCGAGAUAGCCAUCAAAAGGUGAGGGAUAGUCAUGACGGUCUCAUUAUUCAACGAAAUAUGGCACUUUUCUUUUCUGGAGGUGAUAGGAAAGAGCUAAAGCUCAGAGUUACUGGAAGGAUAUGGAAGGAACAACAAAAUCCUGAAGCUAGUGUUUGCAUGCCAAACCUCUGUAGCUAAAGCAAGUGAUUUUGAAACAUUUCAAGGUUUGUGUUUGAGACCAUUUUUUGUUCUGGAAACCUAAGCUUGACGGCCAAAAUCAUUAGAAUGCCAAGUUGCUUGCAUA
Messenger RNA from Hevea brasiliensis (rubber tree), 1416 nucleotides. Its product is annotated as E3 ubiquitin-protein ligase SINAT5. NCBI's taxonomy places the organism in Eukaryota, Viridiplantae, Streptophyta, Magnoliopsida, Malpighiales, Euphorbiaceae. Gene Ontology annotation, biological process: ubiquitin-dependent protein catabolic process; multicellular organism development. Gene Ontology annotation, cellular component: cytoplasm. The record is from RefSeq and is a predicted model, not a curated record. The transcript has 3 exons. Bases 303 to 1310 code for a protein of 335 amino acids. Gene Ontology annotation, molecular function: protein binding; ubiquitin protein ligase activity; zinc ion binding.